UGCUCUAGAAAUUUGAACAAGUUUAAAUUUGUGAGAUUUAACGAUUUAAUGAACCGUCUCGUUAUCAUUUGCUAAUCGUAUUUCGUUAUUUUAUCGACAUGACCGACAUCGAUAACAAGUUAAUUCACUAUGAAAAAGGUAUGGACACUCGUAAGUCAGCGGAAAAGAUGGAUGAAGAACGUCAAAAUAUCCUCGCAUAUGAAUACCUUUGCCACUUAGAAGAAGCUAAAAAAUGGCUGGAAGCUUGUUUGAGGGAAACACUUCCACCCACCACCGAACUAGAAGAAAAUUUAAGAAAUGGUGUAUACUUGGCGAAACUUGCUCAUUUUAUGGCUCCUGAGACUCUACCGUUCAAUAAAAUCUAUGACCCUGAACAGAAACGUUAUGGAGUAGCUGGUUUACAAUUUCGACAUACUGAUAAUAUCAACUAUUUUUUAAAGUCUUUGAAAUCCAUGCAAUUGCCAUUGACUUUCCAACCUGAGACGACUGAUAUAUAUGAUAAGAAAAAUAUGCCAAGGGUAAUAUAUUGUAUUCAUGCACUAAGCACACAUUUAUUUAAACUGGGAAAGGCUCCACAAAUACAGGACCUAUAUGGGAAAGUGAAUUUUACAGAGGAAGAGAUAAAUGCAGUCAGUAGAGAGCUAAAAAAAUAUGGAAUACAGAUGCCAUCUUUUCAAAAAAUUGGGGGCCUUUUAGCAAGUAGCAUGGAAAUUGAUACCGCCACUCUUCAUGCUGCAGUUAUAGCAAUCAAUCAAGCAAUAACAGAAAAGGAUUAUGACAAAAUACUAAAUACACUCCAGAAUAAGGUAGUACAGUUGAACAAUGUUAAAUCUGACUACAUCAAAAUAUAUGCUGACACUUUACGGGAAGCUAAAGAAUCUAAGACACAAACUGCUCUUAACAGAUCCCUCAACGAUAGUUAUGUACAAGAUGUAUAUGAUGAACUUCUAACUCAAGCAGAAAUUCAAGGACAUAUUAAUUUCAUCAAUGUUCAAUGCGCAGUAAAGGACAUAGCACGUUCUGUCCACAAUAAAAGUAAUGAAUUUUUCAAUGCCUUAGAAACACCUGUCUUAAGUUUAAAAAAUGUAUUGCAUGAGAAUACAGAAUUGUAUAAAGAACAGUUAAUGCAAUUACUGGAAAGUUCUGAAUGGAAUAAUAUAUAUUCAGAAAAUCAACAUCAUUGGAAAGAACUACUUCAAAAAAGAAUUGACGAAGCAAACAAACUUGCUCUGAAAAUUCGUAAACGCAACGAUGCAGUCAAACAUUUGAAUUCGAUACUAGAAAUUGGAGUGCCGACUGAUUUUAAUGAUGCUCUGAAAAAUAUUGAUCUUGGAUUAUCAGAUAGAAUCAAUGAAUUUGCAAUACCACUAUAUUACGAAGAAAUGAAAGCGGACCGUACAGAGUCUCGGAAUGACCUUUCGUACAGUGAUAUAGUAGUUAGUCUACGCGUAUUGUCGUUGAUCGCGCAGAUUAGUGAAGCUGUAGAUACUGGAAACUCGGACUUGGUUUAUCAAGCACUGUCAAAUCCAGAUUGCCAUGUCUCUGAAUUGGAUUAUGAGAAUAAGGAAAAAUAUUAUAGAGCACUGGCAGCGGUUCGAUGUCAAAAACAAAUCAAUUCCGAAGAGUGUCCUUUGCUGACGUACAUCGAUAUUCAAGAAUGUAUUGACAUUGUUAAUCAACAAUGUCAAAAUGACGACGAUGUCAUACAAGUUUUACGACAAUUAAAUGUAGCUGUUAUGGAAAAUGAUCGAAACGGAAUAUUAACUGCCUUGAAAGACACUGCUCUGAAAUUACAGAAGCCCACCUCACCUGGCGAUGCGUCUCUCUAUUUGAAAUUAUUUAAAAAAUGUCUGACAGAAAAGCAUUCCGAUGGUUCCGAGUUAUGGUUUGAAGAUGUAGAAGCAAUAACAGAAAUCGUUGCCACAGAGGCUGAAACCGUUCAGAAUGCGUGUACUUUUUUGUCGCAAGUGAAUUUAGGUUUGGAGAAAAGCGAUGCGAUAUUUACAAUCAAUUGUCUUCAAACGUUUGGCUUUAAAAUACCGGAUAAAUACAAGGCAGAAUGUUUUCGAAAUCUGUGCGACUUAAAAAGAGUCAAGGGUGAAAAUAACAAUUGUUCGCUGGUACGUUUCAUUACGCCUAAAGGCAAUGAAUCGUAUUUGGACCUACAGAAAUAUAAUUACACAUGGGACUGUCCCAAAAAUAUAUCAGAAACACAUUACAUCAAUAUGGAAGAUAUAAAGAGAAUAGUAAGAAGUACUACAAUAAGGGAACACGAUAUGUACAAGAUAAAUAAACAAAUAAUACGAUUGCAAGCACACAUUCGGGGCUACUUGAUUCGCAAACGAAUCUCUGAUAGGCUUGCUUACUUUCGCGGGAACAUGCAUAAAAUUGUCGAGAUACAAUCGUGGUGGAGAGGUUUAAUUCAGCGAAGAAAAUAUAUUCAAAUGCUAGAAGACAAACGUAAACGAGAAACAGAAAAUUGUCACAAUGCAUAUUUGAAAUUUAAAACUCGGAUUGAAGAUACAUUGGAACGUUAUAAAAAACAUGAGGAAAAGAUUAUGAGAAUACAAGCUGUAUGGCGUGGUCGUGCAGAAAGACGAGCUUUUCGUUCGCUUUUACACAUGGAUAAACCACCUUUCCCUGUUGUUCGACACUUCUCAGGGAUUCUGAAUUUUAAUGCAGAAGAUUACGAUAGAGAUUUACAAUUACAACACCUGAAGCACGAAGUAGUUAAAAGCAUUAGACAUAAUCAAGUUUUAUCACAGCAGUUAGACAGUAUGGACAUAAAAAUAGGAUUACUUAUUCAAAAUAGAAUUACGUUACAAGAUGUUAUAGCACAUGGGAAAAGUUUAGAGACUCUUGCAAAACAGAAACAUUCGAAUAGGGAGCAAAAAAGCAUACUCGUUGAUGGUACCACAUCGCAUAAGGGUCUAAAAUCGUUGACAAAAGAAGGUCGGAAAAUGUUGGAAGGAUAUCAACAUUUGUUUUACGCUUUACAAACUAAUCCUAUGUAUUUAUCGAAGUUGCUGUUUCUCUUGCCCCAAAGCAAAACGAACAAAUUUCUUCAGAAUGUAAUUCUGACAUUGUUUAACUUCGGCUCGAAUAUUAGGGAAGAAUAUUUAUUAUUGAAACUAUUUGGAAGCGCUUUGCAAGAGGAAAUUAGGUCCAAAUUUCAAAAACCGUCCGAAGUUGUGACAGGAAAUCCGCUUGUUCUAAAAAUGGUAGUAAAUUACGCACGACAAUUAAAUGGCCAAAGAGCUUUGAGGCAAAUUGUAGGUCCGAUUAUUGAGAAAAUUUUAGCUGACCGAGCGUUGAACAUUGAAACAAAUCCUGUGGAUAUAUACAAAUGCUGGAGAAAUCAGUUAGAAAUGGAAACUGGAGAAACAUUGGAUCUUCCAUAUACUGUAACACAACAACAAGCCUUAAAUUACGAACAAGUGCGGAUAAGGCUGAACAAAGGAAUACAAUUGUUGCAAAGUACUGUUUUAGAGUUCUUAACGAAAAUUACUGAAUCCAGAGAUCUGAUACCGUACGGAAUGUUGUACAUGGCGAAGAUUUUGAAUGAUUCCUUAACCGAGAAAUUUCCAAAUGCUCCGGAAAAAGAUAUAUUGAAAGUAGUCGGAAAUCUGAUUUAUUAUCACUUCAUUAACGCGGCAAUUGUAGCACCAGAUGCUUUCGAUAUAAUUACAUUACCGAUAGACCGGUCAUUAUCAAACGAUCAACGAAGAAAUUUAGCAAGUAUUGCAAAAAUAUUACAAUUUGCAGCGUCCAAAAAAGGGUUUGGAGAAGAGGCAACGCAUUUAGUCUGUUUAAAUUCAUUUAUAAUCGAGUGCCACGAGAAGUUCAAAAACUUUUUCCGCUAUUGUUGUCGUAUAGAAGAUUUGAAGGAGCACUUUUGCAUUCAUGAAUACACUGAAGCUACAUUAAUCCACAAACCCGAAAUUUAUAUUUCAUUACAAGAAAUUUGUGAUACUCACUGUCUUAUGCUAGAGUAUCAGGAUCAAAUAGCGGUGGAUCCAAUGGAUCCUUUGCAUGAUUUACUGGACGAUCUUGGUCCUGCGCCCACUCUGCAUUCUUUACUUGGCAUCUCCGAGAACACGAGCGAAGCAAAUUUGGCUCGUUUCGGGAAAACGGAAGUGUGUCUGGUACUCACCAACAAAUUCCAAGUACCGGAAGACGAAGACGCUAACUUGAACAAACUUUUCAUCAAAACCAAGGAGUUGUUAGUUUCGGUUCUCCAAUUCUUGAAAGGGCAAACCUUAGUGGAAGCAUUAGAAACUACCUGUUCGCCUGUUCAGGAAAAAUUGUACGACGUCAAAUGUUCCAGUAUGUCCCCUACACUGAACAUUAUUCAUAAAAGCUCAUCCUUAAACGACUGUAAGCAACAACUGCGCGCGUAUCUUAAUAAAUUGGAACUUGGAGGAUGGGUCAGCCAAGCAGACGGAUAUCAGAAUAUUAUCACAGCAGUAGCCAAGGAUCUUUGCAACAAAGGAAAGUAUCGUAUUAUUCGAAAUAAAGAAUUACAGAUGUUACGAAUAACUAAACAGAGGCUGGAAGAAAAGUGCAAAUAUUACCAAGAACAGGUCGAAUAUUAUAAUGAAUACAUACAGCGGUGUUUGGAGAACUUGCAUACUGGAAAAGGAUCUUUGCGCGCAUUCAAAGCGAUUCAAAAGAACAGUCAUGGAAAACUAAGGUCCAAGAUGACAUUAAAAUACUCUGCCGCAAAGUUACAGGAAAAAGGCGUGCUAUUGGAAGUCGAUGGACUUCCGCAAGCACAGUUCAAAAAUGUAAUAUUCGAGAUCAGUCCGACGGAGCAUAGUGGCCUUUUUAGUGUCCGUUGUAAAUUUAUGGGUGUGGAAAUGGAGAAAAUUGACAUCGACAUACAAAAGUUACUCGAAUUACAAUUCGAGGGAUCGCCGAUCAUGGACAUGUUUGGUAAAGCAAAGGUUAACGUGAACUUGCUGUUAUAUUUAUUGAAUCGGAAGUUUUACGGUAAAACUUGAAGGGAAAAGAAUCGAAUUGUAUUAUUUAUGGUUAUGAAAAGUCAGCGCUGCCUGUGCAAUGUUGCAUUGUGAUCACGGUUGUCUUGAACGAAACUGUACGCCAAAAAUUGAAAACUGAAACUGUUUUUACAUUAUUAGUAUGAUAAUUUUUUUAACAAACGGUCAUCUUAUGUAAAUAAUUGUACGUAUAGCAAUUUAAUGUUCUAAUACAAGUGUAGCUUGGUAUGUAUGUAAUAUUGUAAUGGACUGCUAUAGUGUAACAGUGUAAGAAGAUAUACAAUUUUAUUAAUUGCCAACGUUACGAAAUUACGUAGAGUAUAGAAUCUGGACUAUGAUGACUGAAUUGUUAGGAUUUCACGGUUGUUGUAACAUACACUUAUCAAUUAUAUGCGACGAAAUCUAUGAAACAAAAACGACUUUUAAAUACGAUCAAACAUUUCAAAAGAGAAAUAUAUUUUUCUAAUAUUUAUAAAAAUAAGUAAAUUAAUGGUAGUAAAUGUCACCUACUGACGAGACAAUGCUUCUCUCGGUUUAUAACUAAAUCUAAUUCGAGCCGUGUACCAUACUUCACUUUUUUUCGGUCAUUUCUCUUUUAUUACAUGGCAUGGCGAAUAUUUAUAUGUAAUAUAAUAUUUUAUUAGAAUCUAAACAUUUUGUAUGUUGCACCGUCGAAAAUAAGAUAAGGCAUAUUCUGAGAAAUUUUUAAUCGAGAACAAUAGGAUGUCCAUUAUUAUUUAUAGGUCUGUAAUGCUAUACAUAUAGCUUAUAUUAUUAUUUAAACAAUGGACAACCUAGUGUUCCUGUGCAUUUUAUAAAAUUUAAAAUUGAAUAUUUUGAACAUAAAUCCGAAGGUUUUAUCAUUUGCAUAUUUCUAAUACAAUAAAUUUUUUUAUUUUUGUAAAAUAUACUACAUAAAGGCCUGUUUAGUGGAUACUGGCGAAUAAGCCUGCACAUUCGAAACAAAAUCACAUUUCAUUAAAAAAUAAGUUUAAAACAAAAUUUUAAAAUGAUAGCUAAAACGGAACAAAAUGUUUGCGUUGAGAUCAAUAGAUUGUAAUAAAAAUAUUUUUAUUGUUUUUACAGAAUGUGCGACGAUAAUAAUUAAAAGUCUCUCUUUCCAAUAAAACUCGUUAGAACAUACGUGCGCGUAAGAAAUUUGAAAAUCCGUAAAACAAAAGUUUAUUUUAUAUAUAAGAUAUAAACACUACAUACAUAGAUAAACUGCCCGCAUUUAUCACACGUGCAUUGUAUUAUAAAUAUUAUUUUUUUUUACAUAUCUCGUGUUCUUGAAGUCUUGUUCUUUUUUACUCAACUUUAUUAUACAAAUCUGUCUUUACAUAAUUUACGUGACAGAUGCUAACAUCCAGGUACUGCGUCACGAGGUAUCUUGAAAGACAUUUUUAUAAUGUAUGGCGCACAAAAUGUCAGUAAUAUAAAAGUUUAUCAUG
Molecule: messenger RNA, 6451 nt
Organism: Megalopta genalis
Lineage: Eukaryota; Metazoa; Arthropoda; Insecta; Hymenoptera; Halictidae
Product: ras GTPase-activating-like protein IQGAP1
Biological process (GO): regulation of GTPase activity; mitotic actomyosin contractile ring assembly actin filament organization
Cellular component (GO): cell cortex
Molecular function (GO): GTPase activator activity; calmodulin binding; actin filament binding
Source: RefSeq, a predicted model, not a curated record